CGCCCGUGUUGGAGGGGGUGCUCGGCUAGCCAUCGUGCACAAUUAUAUACAGGCAUCUUAUACACAAUAAGAGCGAGGAGGAGGGAGGGCAAAGAGAAAGAGAGACGUGCACGUUAUGUAUACAUAUAUAUGUAUGUCAGCAAGGUAGUGUGUUCGCGGAUCGUACGUGCAGAAGCGUUUAAACAUUAAUCACGUUACGGAUGUUUUUGUCGAAGUGUCGUGCGUUUAAUAUACGAAGACCGAUCAUCAAGAUGCCACGGAUGUGCGGGCAAAGCGAGAAUGGAAGUCUGUGCUAACUACGGAUCGCGGGACUCGCAAAUAAGCAGCGCCGAUGGACGCGGCCAUGUUUUCUGCUAGCAGAAAUCUCACCCAUUAAUAAUUCGUUAAUCGUCGACCACAAAGUGGAGCGUGCAGAAUGCCGAUAUGCGAUGUGAGGGCGAAGUUUCUACCAGCUACUUGCGCCUGGACAGUUCUACUCAGCACCACCACAUUAUUCUUCUGUUUCCCAUGCCAGUAUUAUGUGUUCCGAUGGGGGACAUGGGUACCUGCCCUUCAAGGAGUCAUCACCUUCCUUGUGUUGGCGAAUUUUACGCUAGCCACCUUCAUGGACCCUGGUGUUAUACCGAAAGCAUCUGCUGAUGAAGAUAAAGAAGAUGAGUUUAGUGCACCGUUAUACAAAAAUGUAGAAAUCAAUGGUAUUACAGUCCGGAUGAAAUGGUGCCUCACCUGCAAGUUCUACAGACCUCCUCGUUGUUCUCAUUGCAGUGUUUGCAAUCAGUGUAUCGAGACGUUCGAUCAUCAUUGUCCAUGGUUAAACAACUGCAUCGGAAGGAGGAAUUACAGAUUCUUUUUUUUCUUUCUUUUGUCACUUAGUUUUCAUAUGCUCAGUAUAUUUGGACUUUGCCUGCAUUUUGUAUUAGAGAAAAAACAGCAGCUGGGUGAAGUAGACACGCUUGUCGCAUUUGCACUUAUGGGAGUGGUUAUACUCCUAUUUAUUCCAAUCUUUGGACUGACUGGUUUCCAUGUAAUACUUGUUUCCAGAGGACGCACGACAAACGAACAGGUAACGGGUAAAUUUAAUGGAGGCUACAAUCCUUUUUCCCGUGGUUGCCUACACAAUUGCUGCUACACGCAAUUCGGACCACAAUACCCCAGUUUACUUAAGCCAGAAAAGUAUUUAGGAAAACGACGCGGAGCUUGUACAUCUGAGAUAUCGACUAUAGGCAGUGAGAACCAGGUAAAAACCUACAUGGAUAGCAGCAAUGGUGUUAGAAAUGCCAGUUCAAAUGCUUACAAUAAGUUGUCUCCCGGACGGGAUGGGUCGGACACAGACAUGGAGCCCACCGCAUCUCAAUCGGCGGACUGCGAGCCUACGCCUCCGCUGCAAAGACACGGUUCUAAAAGCAAUUUCUUCCUGCCGCCUGUGGAGAACAGCGAGUCUCCCAGGCAUCCUCCACCGUCACAGCACCGUCAUCCAAUGCAAUACACUAGGGGCAGCCCUCAUCCAAGGCCAAGGUACGUUGUCGAUACCUAUAGGGGAAUGAAUGGCUCACGAAGUCACACGCCCGAUCCACUGUCACCGGAAGCGAGCGGAUCGCCUGCCACAGCUUCUCAGAGAGGUCAAAACCAAGGGGGUGCUAGUCCAACUACACAACGGAUUAAAGCUAUUGGAGUACCGACUCCUCUUGCUAUUUCCAGUCCUAUGCGCAGGUAUACUAUUAUACUCUUAUCUACUUAAUUGGAAGAAAUAGAACAAACUAUAACGGAUAUAAUGAAAUUUAUUACUAUUAUUAUCAUUAUAUAUAUAUAUACACACACCUUGAGAAAAAAGAUUGCAAGUAAAUACAGUGUUACAUAGUAAGAGAAAAA
This is a messenger RNA of Nomia melanderi (Alkali bee), 1869 nucleotides long. Lineage: Eukaryota; Metazoa; Arthropoda; Insecta; Hymenoptera; Halictidae. The record is from RefSeq and is a predicted model, not a curated record.